Populus euphratica (Euphrates poplar) is the source of this 2087-nucleotide messenger RNA. Its product is annotated as probable amino-acid acetyltransferase NAGS2, chloroplastic. Bases 76 to 1866 code for a protein of 596 amino acids. Gene Ontology annotation, molecular function: L-glutamate N-acetyltransferase activity, acting on acetyl-CoA as donor. Gene Ontology annotation, cellular component: cytoplasm. NCBI's taxonomy places the organism in Eukaryota, Viridiplantae, Streptophyta, Magnoliopsida, Malpighiales, Salicaceae. Gene Ontology annotation, biological process: L-arginine biosynthetic process. The transcript is spliced from 12 exons. The record is from RefSeq and is a predicted model, not a curated record.
CGAUCUCUCUUCUCUCCACAUGACCUUCAACCAAUAAAGGGCAACCAUAGGCACCUUCAAAUCAAGCUUGCGGCCAUGGCUUUUUGUACAAAAUCAUGGGGAACAGAGACUAGCUCCUCAUGUCACUAUGCAGCAAGCCUCUCCAGUCAUUAUCAAGGGAACAUGCUGUCCCAUGGCUUGAAAUUAAAGAGAAACGUCUUUGGAGUUGCGAGAGGCUGCAACUGCAAGUGCAUCAGUGGCACUGAAGCCCUUCACUAUAACAUCUCAGAAUCUGAGAAGAAAUUUGUUGAGAUUCUCAGGGAAGCUCAGCCGUAUAUUUAUCUGCACAGAGGCAAUACAUUUGUUGUGAUACUAUCUGGGGAAGUGAUCGAUGGUCCUUUCCUGGACCCCAUCCUCAAGGAUAUUGCAUUUUUACAUCACCUGGGGAUUAAGUUUGUGUUAGUCCCGGGAACUCAUGUCCAAAUUAACAACCUUUUGGAAGAGAGAGGGCAUGAGCCUAAGCAUGUUGGUCAAUACAGAAUUACUGAUUCUGAAGCCUUGGAGGCCUCAAUGGAGGCUGCAGGGAAGAUUCGUAUGAUGAUAGAGGCCAAGCUUUCUCCUGGACCUUCCAUAUGCAAUAUUCGUCGACAUGGUGACAGUAGUCGUUGGCAUGAUGUGGGUGUCAGCGUUGCUAGUGGUAAUUUUCUUGCAGCCAAGAGAAGAGGAGUUGUUGACGGGGUUGAUUUUGGAGCAACCGGUGAAGUAAAGAAAGUAGAUGUUACUCGUAUGCGCGAAAGGCUUGAUGGUGGUUGUAUAGUUGUGUUAAGUAACUUGGGUUAUUCCAGCUCUGGAGAAGUCUUAAAUUGCAACACAUACGAAGUUGCUACAGCUUGUGCCUUGGCUAUUGGGGCAGAUAAGCUUAUUUGCAUCAUAGAUGGUCCAAUUUUGGAUGAGAGUGGACAUCUUAUUCGUUUCUUGACUCUGGAAGAAGCAGACAUGUUGAUUCGUAAGCGGGCUAAGCAAAGUGAGAUAGCUGCUCAUUAUGUCAAAGCUGUUGGUGAUGAAGAUCUCACUUUUCUUGAACACAAUGAGUCUAUUGGAAUUCUUGCGUCAUCGCUGAAUGGAAAGGCUCUCAGUGGAAGGCACAGCGCAACCUUUCACAAUGGUGUUGGGUUUGACAAUGGAAAUGGACUAUGGUCUGGGGAACAAGGUUUUGCUAUUGGAGGUGAAGAGCGACAAAGUCGAUUAAAUGGUUAUCUUUCAGAAUUGGCUGCUGCAGCUUUUGUUUGCAAAGGUGGUGUUCAAAGAGUACAUCUUUUAGAUGGCACAAUUAGUGGCGUUCUGCUGCUAGAACUGUUUAAAAGAGAUGGAAUGGGGACAAUGGUGGCUAGUGAUCUUUAUGAAGGAACUAGGAUGGCUAGAGUGACAGAUCUUGCAGGAAUCAGACAAAUUAUACAACCUUUAGAAGAAUCUGGCACAUUGGUUCGGAGGACUGAUGAAGAGCUGCUUAAGGCAUUGUAUGCCUAUGUUGUUGUGGAAAGAGAAGGUCAAAUCAUUGCUUGUGCUGCUCUUUUUCCUUUCUUUGAGGAGAAGUGUGGAGAGGUUGCUGCCAUUGCAGUUUCUCCUGAAUGCCGGGGACAAGGGCAGGGGGAUAAAUUACUUGAUUUCAUUGAGAGGAGGGCCUCUUCCCUUGGUUUGGAAACACUUUUCCUGCUUACAACCCGUACCGCAGAUUGGUUCAACAGACGCGGCUUCUCCGAGUGUUCCAUUCAAUUGAUACCAGAGGAAAGAAGGAAGAAGAUCAAUCUAUCUCGUAAUUCCAAGUAUUACACGAAGAAAUUACUACCUGGUACUAGUGGAAUUAGUGUUAAUAGAGCAUUCAGUUAAGGUUUUACUGCAGCAUGGCAUGGUACGGCCGACCUCAUCAUGAACCGGUGAAGCCACUUCCGAAUUUAUCUGUUCUUAUAUCUUUCUUUUUUUGCCCUUAAUUCGCUGUAGUUCUGAGCAUGGUAUGUAACAGUUUAAGGCACAUGGAAAACCUUAAAUUGUAUAUCAGAAUCUCACGAGGCUUGUACUUCAUAUAUCUAUGUAAAGUUCGUUUUUGUCCA